CCUCCCCACCUGUCAUUCUAAACAUGUCGACAAAGUACGUGGAAAAUAACUGACUCAGCUGUGCUGCUAUUAAAAGAGCUCAAAUCCCAAAGUAUUGCUGUGGCUGGCCGGCCGGGCGGGUGGGAGGCCAUCGUGUUGGAGGAGCAGCUGAGGAGUGCAGCUACAGCUCCUCAGGAGAAGAACAAAUCCAGAGUCCAGAGCGCCUGCCGAGGCCUGCCGAGCAGAUAUUCUCCAGGAGAUGGACCCGGUGUGGACCACCACGGUUCUCCUGGUGCCAUGUGUGGUCGUGCUCACCGCCGGUCUUUUCUACCUGUACGGUGCCGUGAUCGGACUGUUGUCCAAAACAUCAGUACGCAAUAAGGUCGUGGUUAUAAGUGACGCUUUGUCUGGGCUCGGAAAAGAAUGUGCAGGUGUGUUUCACAAAGGAGGCGCAAGGCUGAUCCUCUGUGGGAAAAGCUGGGAGAAGCUCGAAGAACUCGCUGAUGAUUUGGCAAACGCCUCAGACCCCACAGUAACGUUUCCUCCUAAACUGGUACUGCUGGAUUUUGGAGAUAUGGACAGCAUGCCCGAGGUGAUCGCAGAGAUCAUGGAGUGUUACGGCUGCCUGGACAUCCUCAUCCUCAACAGCAGCAUGAAGGUCAAAGCUCCGGCACACAGUGUGUCUCUGGAGAUGGACAAGUUACUCAUGGACAACAACUACUUCGGACCGGCCACGCUGGCCAAAGGUGUGCUGCCCUCCAUGAUCUCCAGGAGAACCGGGCACCUGCUGCUGGUCAACAGCAUCCAGGGCAAACUGGCUGUGCCUUUUCGCACCACAUACGCAGCCUCUAAGCAUGCGGUUCAGGCUUUCUUUGACUGCCUGAGAGCUGAAGUGGAAGAGUAUGGCAUCGCGGUCAGCACCAUCACCCACACCUUCAUCAGCCCCUCUUCAUCUGAAAACGCUGACGCGGCCUCCUCCAAAUCCAUCUGCUCCUUUUUGUACACUCGGAAACUGCUCGGCGUUUCUCCGGACGAGGCGGCGGCUGAGAUUGUGAAGACGCUGAACAACAAGAGGAGGGAGGUGCUAAUCGCUCCCUCGCUCCCCAAGGUGGCCAUCUACACCAGGUCCUUCUUCCCUAACGUGUUCUUCGCCGUGAUGGCUGCAGGAGUGAACAACGCUGCUGCCGCUGAGAAGAUGUAGGAGUGUUAGUCCUAAAUGACAGGAACGUAAAACUGAAUGAAAUGAUGGCUCUGAAAAACGUGAGCAGACAAUUUGGCCUGCAAACAGCAGGUCGUCCUAAGCUGUUAUGGCCUCUUAUGGGACAGCUCAUAUGUGUUCACAGGUUUUCCUGUCACAGAGAUUCAUCUUCUGUACAUUUUAUAGCUUAACAUACAUACAAAAUCAUCCAAGUGCAGAAUUUACAUAACACAGUGGUUGAUUAUAAAGAAAAUGUUGGUUCUGCUUAUGUAUUUGUGGACUGGAUAACAUUUGGAAGACAAAUAAAAUAAUAUAUCA
This is a messenger RNA of Scatophagus argus, 1495 nucleotides long. Its product is annotated as dehydrogenase/reductase SDR family member 7C-B-like. Gene Ontology annotation, biological process: regulation of release of sequestered calcium ion into cytosol by sarcoplasmic reticulum. The record is from RefSeq and is a predicted model, not a curated record. The transcript has 7 exons. Gene Ontology annotation, molecular function: all-trans-retinol dehydrogenase (NAD+) activity. Gene Ontology annotation, cellular component: sarcoplasmic reticulum membrane. The coding region runs from base 239 to 1180 and encodes 313 amino acids. Lineage: Eukaryota; Metazoa; Chordata; Actinopteri; Scatophagidae.